Racocetra persica is the source of this 170-nucleotide messenger RNA. The record is from the annotation of a GenBank genome assembly. NCBI's taxonomy places the organism in Eukaryota, Fungi, Glomeromycota, Glomeromycetes, Diversisporales, Gigasporaceae.
GUCUUGUGCUUCACUGGAAAAGGUUAAUGGAGACUGGAAUUGAGAUCUUGAACCCCAGAACUGAUCUUGUGCUUCACUGGAAAGGGUUAAUGGAGACCGGGAUUGAGAUCUUGACCCCAGAACUGAAAGGGUUAAUCGAGACCGGAAUUGAGAUCUUGACUCUGGAACUG